Molecule: messenger RNA, 1929 nt
Organism: Penicillium maclennaniae
Lineage: Eukaryota; Fungi; Ascomycota; Eurotiomycetes; Eurotiales; Aspergillaceae
Exons: 1
Coding region: 1-1929 (642 amino acids)
Source: RefSeq, a predicted model, not a curated record
AUGGCUCGUGAUCGCCCCCUACCACUCGCCGAAGAAUGGAGGGAUGUCGACACCUAUGUCAAUGCGCUUCUUUCCUUCGCGAGUGAGAACUUGCUGUUCAUGAACCUGUGCGGCGGCGUGCAUAUCCUCGAUUUCCUAACGCGCGAACCCGAUAUCUAUACGGCUUUACUAUCCGAGAGCUGGAGAUCAUUCUUCGACCAGCACGACGUUCACGACAUCAUCCGUCUACUUCUUCGGGAAGACAUUGAGCCUUUGCGACAGGCUGCUACGAACGGUGACGCCCAAGAUGGUGACCGCACAUGGAAUGGAGGCGCAUUUCCUCCGCAAGAUCUGUUGGAAUAUAUCCACAAUGUACGCCGGCUGAGUCUCGAUCGAGACUUCACAUCUGCGCUCCCAAAAUCGACCAAGAGCACCCUGCCAAGACACAUUGCGGUGGGCAUGAACAAGAAGAAGGUUCACGAGGUCGAGCAUUUCUCCAAAUAUGUCGCAUCUCUAUCCGAUACUGUGCAUGAGCGUCGGGGUGAGCCUAUUUCCCAUAUUGUGGAUUUUGGAUCUGGUCAGAACUACCUGGGACGCACGUUAGCAAGCUCGCCCUACCACAAACAUAUCAUCGCAAUUGAGCGGAAGCAUCAGUAUAUCAGUGGUGCGCGGGAUAUGGAUGUUCAAGCUAGGCUAGCUAAGAAGGAAGAGAAGACUAUCUAUGUGCAGAAUCGCAAGAAGUCUUGUACUGACUGCGACGGUAAACCCGAGCUUGCAGCUCCUGAAUCAACAGAGACAGAGACGGGAGUGCCUCGGACCUCAACUGAAGAUCUGGAAGAACUCGAUGAGACAAUCGAGGAUGUUACGGCGUUCAAAAUGCUGGGUGAGAUCACUCUUGAAGCUGGCGAAAUCAUUGGCCCUGCCGCGAAAGAACGGCAAGCAAAGAAGGAGCAGCCUGAGAUCGACACUCGAGGAAUUAUCAGCUACAUUGAGCAUGAAAUCCUGGACGGAUACCUAGAGCCUAUCAUCGACCAUGUUGUCAAUCCUUCUCUUGAAGUCACCAACGGAGAGCCAUCAGAAGAUAAUCAAGAGACGGCGAUUACAACACACGCAGACGCAAAGACGCAGGACCCUCGUGUGAUGGUCGUAUCCCUGCACUCCUGUGGAAACCUUGUUCACCACGGCGUGCGCUCGCUGAUCCUUAACCCAUCCGUCGUGGCCGUGGCCAUGAUCGGCUGCUGUUACAACCUGCUGACCGAACGUCUGGGUCCGGCUACAUAUAAAUUGCCCAUCCUCCGCUCCCUUCAUCCCCGCUUAACCGAAACUGGAUGCGCGUACGACCCUCAUGGUUUCCCAAUGUCCAAAAUGUUCGAAGACUAUGAGAGCUCCGGCGUAAAGGGAAUGAAGCUCAAUAUUACCGCCCGCUCAAUGGCUGUCCAGGCCCCAUACAAUUGGGGUUACGCGGAUAGCGAGAGCUUCUUCACCCGCCACUUCUACCGCGCUCUAUACCAGCGUAUCCUUGUCGACCGCGAGGUGGUACCUAGACCCGGUCUCGUGAAGGAUCUGACUGGUGAAUCCAAGGGUACAACGCCUGUGAUCAUCGGAUCAUUGCGCAAAGCUGCAUUCACAUCUUUCAACUCCUAUGUCCGCACCGCAACAGCGAAAACCAGUCGUGACCCAAUUCACGGUGCGAAGAUUCGAGAGCGAGUUGCCCCAAUGACAGACGAGGAAAUCGAGGUCUACGAGACUAGAUUCCAACAGGGAAGAAAGAACCUCAGUGUCGUCUGGAGUUUGAUGGCAUUUAGCGCUCAGGUCGUCGAGGCCGUUAUCGUUGUUGACCGAUGGCAAUUCUUGCGCGAGCAUGACAAUGUCAAGGAGUGCUGGGUUGAGCCCGUGUUCGACUACAGUUUGAGUCCACGGAACUUGGCUGUGAUUGGACUUAAAAAGUGA